Messenger RNA from Lachancea mirantina, 1083 nucleotides. The record is from the annotation of a GenBank genome assembly. NCBI's taxonomy places the organism in Eukaryota, Fungi, Ascomycota, Saccharomycetes, Saccharomycetales, Saccharomycetaceae.
AUGUUUCGAUUAGCACCUCGAAUUGCGCAAAACAAGUUACCUGCUUGUUUGAAAAUCGGGAGGAAAACAGUGGUAACUUCAACCGUUGACUGGAAACCAAUAAAAUCAUCUAAAACACCGAAUGAUGAACAUCAAAAGAAACCCUUUGCCAGAAAGAUCUUCCUGGGAUUGAUGAUAGCAAUGCCAGUUGUUUCGUUCUACUUAGGGACUUGGCAAAUGCGUCGGCUUAAGUGGAAAACGAAUCUCAUAGCAGUCUGCGAGGACCGCCUCACAUACCCAGCUGUACCUCUUCCACGGUCUUUUGAGCCAGAGAUGGCUGACAACUGGGAAUACCGCAAAGUGUUGCUGAAGGGAGAAUUCAUGCACGAUGAGGAACUUUUUGUGGGUCCUCGCGUGAGAAACGGAAUCAAGGGUUACCUACUUUUCACGCCUAUGGUACUUCAAGAUUCGGGGCGCAAAGUUCUCGUUGAGAGGGGCUGGAUCAGCGAGGAGAAAGUCUUGCCGUCCAGUAGGCGGCUAAGGCGUCUAUCGCUUCCCCCUGGCAAAAACGUCGAGGUCGAGUGCAUAGUACGCGUUCCGAAAAAGAGAGGCACAUUCCAGUGGGAUAAACUAGACACCGAGAGUCGCGUAUGGCAGGUCAUUGACAUAGGUGAGAUGGCUGCUGCGACUGGAUCCAUGCCUGUUCAUUUGCAAGCGAUGUACGAUUUGCACGAUCACACGUGGAACUCACCAGAAGACGCCUCUUUGGCCACCGCUGCGUCCAAUGAAAAACCGUUCUGGAAUUUCUGGUCAAAAUCAAGCCCCAGCACAUCUGUACGCGAGUCCGAAAACGAAUCUGCCCAAAAUCGAGACGAUAGUAACGAGUUCAACGAGUUUCAAUUGAUCAAAUACGGUGUACCCAUUGGAAAAGUACCAAAGAUCGACUUUAAGAACAACCACCUGCAGUACCUAGUUACCUGGUAUGGUCUGUCUUUUCUCAGCUCCAUUUUUCUUGUAGUGGCAUUGAGACGCGGCAAGUCCAGCGCAGUCUCCCAGGGCCAACUCAAGCGUGAUAAACUCAGACAUGCUCGCAAGAAUAUGUGA